AUGCUGGAGCAAGAAUUCUACGGUUUGCUUACUGCAGAGGAGCGGCGGCUUCACGAGAACAAAAAACGCAUCAAGUACCACAAGAGGUGGGGGUCUUAUCUCAGUGAGCGACAAUGGGCCACCGUGCGUGAGGAUUACUCUGCCUCGGGCAGUGCAUGGGACGACUUUUCAUUCGACGACUCGCGGUACAGAACUUACCGGUGGGGAGAAGACGGGUUGGCCGGCACCUGUGACACGCGUCAGUUGGUGUGUUUGCUGAUGGGUCUCUGGAACGGAAAAGAUGACAUUUUAAAGGAAAAGUUAUUUGGCGUGACCAACUCUCAGGGAAACCAUGGAGAGGAUGUGAAAGAGCUUUACUACUACUUGGACAAUACGCCCACGCACUCUUACAUGAAGUUCUUGUACAAGUACCCGCAAAGCAAAUUUCCAUACAAGCAGCUUGUGGAGGAAAGUGGCAAGAAGUCACGCUUGGAACAUGAGUACGAGAUCACUGACACGGGGAUUUUCGACGAAGGCCGCUACUUCGACGUAGUGCAUGAAGUGGCCAAAUCCGACGACGAUCCCGAAGAAUUGUUGUUCAGAAUCACUGCGUACAACCGUGGGCCUGAUGCAGCGCCAUUGCACAUUAUCCCUCAUGUGGUGCUCAGAAACACGUGGGCCUGGGGCACUGAGGAGCUGCAGAAAGGCAAGCCUCACUUGCGUGCCACUGACAACUUUUCCAUCGAGGUCGACCAUCCCAAAUUCGGGAUACGCCAUGUUGUGUUUGCGCCAGCGCCGGGCGUGUCUGAAGAGGCCCUGGACAUCGAGCCACAACUACUUUUCACGGAAAACGAGACUAACGCCAAGCUUUUGUAUGGGCAAGAAAACGCCGCUGAGUACGUGAAAGAUGCAUUCCACGACUACGUCGUUGACGGCAAGAAAAAGGCGGUGAACCCCAAGAAGGAGGGCACCAAGGCCGCGGCUCUCUUCUCUUUUGAUCAGGAUGGGGGUGUUGCUCCAGGAGACUACGUGACCAUCCGGUACAAGAUGUCGAAAACUGGCGGCGAGAUCGACGAAUUCGAAUUUGACAACGUCUUUGGGCGCCGUCAGGAUGAGGCUGAUGCCUUCUACUGGAAAGUCUCUCCUUUGCCUCUUUCGGACGAGUUGAGACAGGUGCAGAGGCAGGCAUUCGCGGGCUUGUUAUGGACAAAGCAGUUUUACCAUUUUGUGCACAGCUACUGGCUGAGCGGUGACCCCAAUACACCUGCUCCACCAGAAAACAGAGCCAAUGGCAGGAACAAGGACUGGAAGCACUUGUUUAUCGAUGAUGUGUUGUCCUUGCCUGACAAAUGGGAGUACCCUUUCUUCGCCGCGUGGGACACGGCAUUCCAUUGUAUUCCAUUUGCCAUGAUCGACCCUGAGUUUGCCAAAAAUCAGUUGGAACUUUUGACUAGAGAGUGGUAUAUGCAUCCAAACGGUCAGUUGCCCGCGUACGAGUGGAACUUCAGUGAUGUGAAUCCACCAGUGCAUGCCUGGUCUUCUUACAGAGUUUUCAAGAUUGAGCGUAAGAUGUACGGCGUGGAAGAUUUGGACUUCUUGGAAGGCACGUUUCAAAAGUUGCUUAUCAACUUCACCUGGUGGGUGAACCGAAAGGAUUCCGAAGGAAACAAUCUUUUUGAAGGUGGCUUUUUAGGACUUGACAAUAUUGGUGUCUUCAACAGGUCCGAGCCUUUGCCCACAGGUGGAACAUUGCAACAGUCGGACUCGACCGGCUGGAUGGCUUUCUAUUGUUUGCAAAUGUUGAACAUUGCUUUGGAGUUGGCGAAGACAAGACCCGUAUACGAAAACAUUGCUUCUAAGUUUUUCGAGCAUUUCUUGUUGAUUGCAGACGCUAUGUCGUACCGCGGCGCUAAGAAGGGGGAUCAAACCCCUACGGACCAAUCUUUGUGGGAUGAAAAUGAUAAGUUUUAUUAUGAUGCAAUCCAUUUCGGCAAUCACACGCAGUCCUUGCCCAUCAGGUCUCUCGUUGGUUUGAUCCCCUUGUAUGCGUCAUUGACUUUAGAGCCUGAAUUGUUGAACAAGUUUCCUUCCUUCAAGAAAAGAUUAGACUGGUUCAUCGAAAACAGAAGAUCUGUUGCCGAAAGAAACAUUGCUUCGAUGACAAAUCGUGGUGUGGGUGAAAGGCUUCUUUUAUCUUUGGUCAAUAAAGACCGUCUUGUGGCAAUCUUGGAGCGCAUGUUGGAUGAAGACGAGUUUUUGUCGGAUUACGGCAUCCGGUCAUUGUCUAAGUACCACGAAAAGCACCCCUUCGAAUUGGACGUGAACGGGCAAAAAUACGAGGUCAAGUAUUUGCCGGGAGAAUCCGACUCGGGCAUGUUUGGAGGAAACUCCAACUGGAGAGGUCCAAUUUGGUUUCCUGUCAACUUUCUUUUGGUUGAGUCUUUACAAAGAUUUUAUUUGUACUACGGCUCUGACUUGAAAGUUGAGUGUCCAAAAGGUUCCGGAGAAUACUUGAAUUUGGCGCAGUGUGCAGAGGAGAUUCAGCAUAGAUUGAUUCAUUUGUUCGUCCCCGACGCUGAGGGCAACAGAGCAUGUAAUGGCGAGAACGACCUAGUGAACAAGGAUCAGUACUUCAAGGACUACGUGCCCUUCUACGAGUACUUUGAUGGUGACACUGGGCGUGGUCUUGGUGCUCUGCACCAGUGUGGCUGGACUGCAGUUGUUGCCAAGUGGAUCCACGACAACGGAACCACCUGCAGAACACCCAAGACCCCGAAGUCUGCUCCAAAGCCCGUGCGCAGAAACUCCAUUCAUUCUUUCGAGACGGAGAACGAGUCUGCUUUGUCCCAAGAAGAAGAGGACAACCAACUUCUUCAGAAAUACGCGCCCAAAGCUGGGCCUUUCCCCGGCCGGUUGACGAGAAGACGCAGUGGGAAGUCGUUAUUGAACUUGACCAUCCAGUCGUUGGAUUUCGGGGACGACGAGAAUAUCAAGACUGGCGAAGAGCCGAUUGCCGGGUUCCGUGACUUGAAGAACGUGACCGCGGAGAUGCACGACCUUGAGUUGGCACGCACUGAUUCGAGGCGGUCGACGGACUCCAGAGGGCAUGACUCGAACUUGAUGGACCAGAUCCGGUCAGCGUUCAAGAAGUACAAAAACCGUACCGACGAGGACGAGGCAGAUGAGUUUGAGACCAGACAUUGA
Molecule: messenger RNA, 3183 nt
Organism: Metschnikowia bicuspidata var. bicuspidata NRRL YB-4993
Lineage: Eukaryota; Fungi; Ascomycota; Pichiomycetes; Serinales; Metschnikowiaceae
Exons: 1
Coding region: 1-3183 (1060 amino acids)
Biological process (GO): protein N-linked glycosylation; oligosaccharide metabolic process
Cellular component (GO): endoplasmic reticulum membrane
Molecular function (GO): Glc3Man9GlcNAc2 oligosaccharide glucosidase activity
Source: RefSeq, a predicted model, not a curated record